Cryptomeria japonica (Japanese cedar) is the source of this 863-nucleotide messenger RNA. RefSeq lists its product as uncharacterized. The record is from RefSeq and is a predicted model, not a curated record. Lineage: Eukaryota; Viridiplantae; Streptophyta; Pinopsida; Cupressales; Cupressaceae. The coding region runs from base 103 to 486 and encodes 127 amino acids. The transcript has 2 exons.
CCAACAACGAGUCCUCAAGGAGAUAUUCUAAGUAUCAAUCAUUCUUAAGCAACUCGAAAGGAAAGUGCUCUUACAGAAUUCAUCUUUUCUUAGCACUCAUCGAUGGCGGCCAUGGCUUCAAUGAUGAUGAAAGCACCCGCAGCACUUAACUGCGGGGCAGUCAAAACGAAUAGUCAUAUCAGUAGAUUGCCCAACAGUAGCCUCCAAGUCAAGUGCAUGGCUGCAAAGGUUUGCUAUUUUGCUGUUGUUCGUUUAGCUAUUUUGCUCUUUAUUCUUAUGAAGCUUUGGCUAAUGCGUUUUAUUUUGGUACGUGGAUCAGGAUCCAAAGGAAACGUCUACCAAGGUGAGGACGAAAUUUGGCGACCUGUUUGCGUUCUCAGGGCCUGCGCCGGAGAUCAUCAAUGGAAGGGCGGCUAUGUUGGGGUUCGUAUCGGCCAUUGCAGUGGAGGUGGCCAGCGGAAGAGAUUUGCUGUCGCAGGUGAAUAGUGGAGGACUGUCGUGGUUUGCGUUAACUGCAGGAUUAAUGACGGUGGGGACACUGGUGCCCCUGUUCAAUGGAAUAUCGAGGGAGAGCACGUCGCAGCCAAUAUUUUCAUCCACAGCAGAAAUGUGGAAUGGGCGCUUUGCUAUGCUCGGCCUCCUCGCAUUGGCUUUCACUGAAUACGUCAAGGGUGGACCGCUUGUAUAAACACCUUAAUAUCUAUUUCUAUUCAAGCACAAGCUCCAGUAUUGGAAGCUCUCACAUGGCAUUCCAUGUUCCAGUGGAAUUUUCUUGUACUGUUUAGAAUGUCAUACAGUUCAAUUAUACAAAACCUUGUAAAAAAAUUCAAUCUUAUACUAUAAAGAAAGUUUGAGUUCAACGA